AUGGAAUUGGACGAUUGCAUCACGAAAGAUUGUUCUACUAUUUAUCGUUUUCAAUUUGCAAGUAUCGCUUUUAUAUGUGGUGUUUAUCUCCCAUUUACAUUUCAUUCCAAUAUAUGGUCACUUUACACACAACCAUUUAAACCUAUUAAUUGUACAACAAUAAAUAAUAUAACAACAAGACUAUUACCAGUUAUAUCAAUAAAAACUCAGAAUCGAUCUGAAUGUUGUGGAUGCAAUGGAUUAUUUAACGGAAGUAUCAGUGAUAAACGUUUAUUAAAACUUUGUCAAGAAUGGAUGGGAAGUUUAAAUGAUGUAGACGUGCGAAAAGCAACUAUUAUAGAUGAAUGGCAUUUAGCAUGUGGAAGAGAGAAUCGUAAAAAUCUCAUGUUAGGUUCAAUCUCAUUUUUAAUUGCCGAAAUCAUUGGUGUUAUCAUUAUUGGCAUUUUAGCUGAUCAAUACGGAAGAAAACUAAUGCUUCUCAUGUGCCUUUAUAUUCCGAUGCUUUUCGGAUCCUUAGCUGCGUUUACAACUACUUAUUCUUUAUUUAUUAUUCUUCGUUGUCCUGUCGGAUUUUUAAAUAAAGGUCUGCUAUUACUUGGUUUUAUUAUGGUUAUUGAAUCAUGUGAAUAUAAACAUCGAGCACAAAUUGGUUGUCUUCUUCUUGCAUCUAUACCCAUCUUUGGAAUUAUUAUUGGUGUUAGUUAUUUUUUCUUAUUAGAUUGGCGACAUAUGCAAUUAUUAGGUACAUUAAUCACAACUGUAACUCUUUGUUAUCCAUGGUUAAUACCGGAAUCUCGUCGAUGGUAUGUAAAUAGUCAUCGUGUAUCACGUGUUAAUAAACUUUUACAACUAUGUUCGACAAAACAAUCAACAUCAAUAGGUUUAAAUAAAGUGGGUUCACCAGCACCAACUACAGUUAUUUAUGAUAAACCAAUUGUAUCACAAGAAUCAUUACAUAAUCAAACAGGUUCAAUAUUUUGUUUAAUUAUUGAACAACAAUUACGUACAAUAACUUGUUGUUUAUUUAUACUUUGGUUUAUUUCAUCAUUUUGUUAUCGAUGUACAUUUUUUCCACCGAUUUUACCACAUCCAACUAUAAAUUAUGUUUUAAUGAAUUCAAUUGAAUUUUUUUCUUUUAUUAUCGCCCUCAUCGCUGCAUAUAAAAUUGGACGUCGACCUCUAUUAGCUGUACUUACAUUAAUCAGUGGUCUGUCUUCGGUUUCUUUAGCUAUUACAUUACUCGGAACAGGUCAUAUUUGGUUAGAAAUAACAUUUUCUCUUCUUGCUCGAAGUUGUUUACGAACUUGUUAUUGUCUUCUAAUUUUAUUUACAUCGGAACUUUAUCCAACAUCAGUUCGAGCAACAGGUUUAGCGAUUGGAUUAACAGGUGAAGGAAUAGCAAAAAUUCUUGUAGAAAUUCUUCUCUACUUUUUCAUUGAUCGAACAUUACUUCUAUUUAUAUCUGGUGGUAUGUUAUGUUUUAGUUGUUGUUUAAUAUUUCCAUUACCUGAAACAAUUCUUUAUGAUCUACCUGAUUCACUUACUGAUUUACAAUCAAUGGGACGUUCAAUAUCAAAUGCUAGUGUUGAUAAUAUGUCACCAUCACCUCAACAUCGUCAUAUAAUCGAUUCAAAUACAAUUACACUUACACAAGAUCCACGAACAAAUACAUCAAAUCUGAAUGAUUUAUCAUCACCACCAUAUUCGAAACCAAUUUUAAGAUCAUCACAACAAGCUGCAACUAAUAAUAAUGAUAAAACAGUGACAAUACAUUCUCAACCAGAAAUUAUUCAAUUACAAUCCAAUACAUCACCAUUAAAUGCACUUUCAAAUCCUUGUUAUUUUGCUUCAUUAAAUAAUACGAAUGAUCAAUAUGAUAUUGAACAACAUAUGGAUAAUAAAGUCGUGAUCAGUAUUCGUGGAGGACAAAAUAACAUCAAUGAUAAUAACAAUAAUAAUAAUAAUAAUAACAAUAAUAAUAGCGAAGAUUACGAAAUAGAAAUUACGAAAUUUUAA
Molecule: messenger RNA, 2016 nt
Organism: Adineta steineri
Lineage: Eukaryota; Metazoa; Rotifera; Eurotatoria; Adinetida; Adinetidae
Source: the annotation of a GenBank genome assembly